ACUGAAGAUCAUGAACAACUGGGUCCAGUAAUCAAACAAUAGCUUAAGCGAAUGUAAUCGAGGAACGACUUCUUUUUCUAUCUUCCUCUCUAAUCUUUCAGUCUUCCGUGACUUCUCUUGAAUUGCUUUUGAACAGCAGAGCGUACCAGCGAACGAUCAAGCGGCGGGAGUGAGGCAGGUGACUAACGGCAGUUCUGUUUUUCCAGGCGGCGGCCACCAGGCGCUUCGUCCAUAGUAUCUUGAAGCAGCACAGGUGAAGUUAGCUUCCUCAAUGGGAUAUUGUGUGAACCAUUUCGUGUCACUGAGUAUUAUAGCUUCAGCUCCUUUGCAACCUAGAAACACGUGUGCCUUUUUUUUUACCAAACCAUCUGGCAGAAAAACUUGCAGCAGUAAUGUUACCGGUAAAAUGAGGCAACCAUCAAUGGCUGAAGGAAUCUCUGCUUCUACUUACAAAAGAUUUGCUCGCUUUGCUUUGGAAGAAACCAGGAAACAAACCCAAUUGAGCCCUUCUCUGUUACAGGAUACAUUUGGUUGCUCGGUUGCUUAUCUGCCAUUGAGUCACCUUAGAUUAGACUGCUCCAGUAUUUAUCCAUUGAGGGGAGUGAUGGAGUGCAGAACGCCCUGUAAUUUUCACUAAAUUCUCACCAAGUCCUGGGACUUCAACUUCCUUACUGAGGAAACCACUGUCAUGUUCCAAAUCUUCUUCUGAAGAAGCAGAGAUCUCUGGAAAGGAAGAAGGGUGGCUGCAGAGGCUGCCAGAGAAGCAGAAGGCUCUCUAUGCUCACAGCUUGCCCUGCAUAGAGGCCUGGCUUGGGAGUUUAGGGUUUUACCAGAGCAAAGAAGACAGAGCUGUUUGGUUUGUGGAAAAUCCUGAUUGGCACGCUCAGUUAUCUCUUGAUAUUACGGACCUAUACAUAAGGUACCUUAAGAGUGGACCGGGAGGGCUAGAGAAAGAUGUGGAGAGAAGAUUCAGCUAUGCACUCAGUAGGGAAGACAUUGAGAAUGCCAUCCUUGGUGGCCCAUAAGGAACACCUGUCUAGGCUUAAUACAAAAGGAAGAGAAAAGCAACAAUACCUCUCUAGGCACAUAUAUUGCAACAGAGAUGUUUACCUCCAACAUGUAGUGAAAUUUUUUUCUUACUGCCUGCCAUGCAUGCCCUGAUAAAUCAAUGGUGGGUAGUACCAACUACCAACCAACCUACCAAAAGUACUUUGGGGGCCGUAAACGGAUGGUGGACUACUCGUGUUUGGACUCGUUUAGCGUUUGUAUGUGACUUGUUUUAGAGCUUGAUUGUUAAGUGAACAAGGGUUGGACAAUGAGAAGCUCGUUUGAUUUAGGCUCAUGAACAACUCGAUCAAAGUGUGGUCAUGAACACAUUCUGUUGUAGUUCAUAUAAGGGUGUAGUGGUGUACACGAAAAGUUCCGAUAAGUGAUCAUAGUUUUGUAUCUUUCUUUAUAAACUGUGAGUCAUGGUUUACUUGUUUUAACGAUGUGAAAAUAAAGUUAAACGGACUCGUUUUCGAAUGAUGAACCUAUAGACAUGAG
Cuscuta epithymum is the source of this 1545-nucleotide messenger RNA. Lineage: Eukaryota; Viridiplantae; Streptophyta; Magnoliopsida; Solanales; Convolvulaceae. The record is from the annotation of a GenBank genome assembly.